CACGCGGUUUGGUGUUAACAGUAUCAACUCAAUUCGAUGGUAAGAAGCAUGGAGCUCGCAAGGAGAAGAACUUGCAAGGAGCCGAAUCGUGCGGGACUUGUUGCGUAUGCUUUGCCAGCAGCGCGCUUAUGAAAACUCCGUGAUCUACCAGUGAACAGAGAGCGUAUAGUGCGCGUCACCGACCCUAGUCAAAUGUGCGCGACGGAUAUGCACCGAGAGACCAGCGGGAGCAUUUGAACUACCUCCUCGUUGGGAAGUGACUCUUGUUUUUCUUUUUUUUAAUCUGACGUCCAAAACGGAGAAGAAAAAAACAUACCUCGGGGCAUCGUCGUGCAUCGGGGGUAUGCGCACAUCCGUCAAAGUGUUUCCUUUGUUUUGCUAUACACGUCCCUGGUCUCACACUGAAAAAAAAAAACAGUAUAGCUCUCGCUACGUGGGCGACGUGAAAGUCGUAACUUACGGUUAGCGCGACACCGGCGUCAGGUAAAUUCACGCCUUAUACACUAUACCGCGAGCACAGAGGCGUUGCAUCAGAUAAGUGACCCUGUCGCGAGAGCGACGAAGCGGAUCCCCAACCGUACUACUACACACGCACUGAACAGUGUCACUCCGUCACGCCCUGGAGGCAAGGUAUAGCAACAGAAGCGAACUCACUGUAACACGCGGGAAGGUGAAGUAAUAAAAUCAAAAGAGAGCACGAGCUCGACUCGCAUUCCAGAUUCUGCUGUGUUCGCGUUCCCUUUAGAGUUUCCUUCCUUUUUUUUUUUUUUUUUUUUUUCGCUGGCACCAAGCUAGGCGUCCCUUCCGUAUAUAGGAAAGUCGGAGUGGAUGUACGCGCCGGGCGCACCUAUGCAGCGGACGGUGCUUCCUUAUUUGUUUGCUCUACGGCCGGGCGAAAAAAAAUCUGUCACGAGUAUUUUUGGUGUGUCGUCGCUCGCUCUCUCAUAGCUGUCACGACGAAGAAGAAGCGAGGCAACCCUUCUCACUAUACCCCAUCGCUCCCGUUUCUGCUGCUACUCCGCGCGCUGCCAGCCUUGCUCCCUUCUGUCAUUCUCUUCCACUUUUGAAAACUAUUUUGUGCGUUGUCUUCUCCGUUUCUUUAUCUUCCGCUCUCUCUCUCUCUCUCUUUCACUCGUUUCGUUGGGAGCGCGUGCAAGCGCCGACGCUGCCUCCUUUUCCCCCCUCCCAUACCCCGCUUCUUCUACGUCCGUUUUCGGUGCAACCAAACGCGCACCUGCGGGUUCGUUGACCUCUGGAAGCGCUAUAUUUGUCGCCGCUCCUCAGAUUCGGUUCUGCGGAUAACAGCCAGGCAGAACAGUAAAAGAAAGGAACUCCUCUUCCUUCUCGUCGUCGUAGUCGCGCGUGAAACAAACCAAGUCCGCGGACGGAACGAGUAGGGAGAAGCGACGUAAAGGCGAAGAGAGAAGACGGCGGCAGCGCCGCGCAUACCUACUACCUAUAUGACUCGAAUCGCGCGAGCACGCCGAAAGAGCUUUGAAUUAACUUUACGAAGGGGAAUUUAUGGCCUCUUCCCGAAACGUGGAGCCGGGACGCCGUAUUUCACCGGGGAUUCGUUCGACUAGAGCCGCCUAUUUCGCCGGCGUCAUUUCCGUCUCGCGUGUGCGUAACCACUUUUUGCGUUUCCGUUUUGCUUAACUCUUUCGCGUUAUACUACUUCGCGUUGAGUGGUGAAGCAGCGGAGUCUCUCGUCGCCUGCUCCACGGUAUACCCGCACCGGCCCGAUGGUCCGAAAGAAAUGCGCUGUCAUAAAACGCUAACACACUGCGGAUGCGACAGGACGGAGCCGUCUUUAACUUACGAACUUUCGUACGCUUUUUUUUUUCUUUUUUAAUACAGGUGCCGCAUGCGAAGCCCGUUCUUCAUGUCAGUAUGUUUGUACUACACAUACAUCGAAUUGCCUUAUUGGCAAAAGGACUUACUGCGACGCCACGAUGAUCUAUCUCUUUUGAUAUGACCUAACUAUCCCAUUAUCCUUAUUUUAAGAGCUUAUUCGAAUGUGAGAGAGAUGCUUUAUAGCGAUGGUAUGCACUGGCGCCGUAGAACGAGCACGUUUUGCAUUUUCCUGAACGACGCUGUCCAGACGUAUAUAUUGAGAGUUCGAGCAAUGGAGACAUCUAUGUAAGAGCUAUGCAACUGAGGUUGAUAUGCAAGAUAUAUGUACAUAUGGUUAUGAUGACGAUGAACGCCUACUGUAAUAUAACAGCCUUUCAUUUAGGUGUAUAACCACCGGGAUGCGACCGUCGGAGUAGCCUGGUGUAGUUUGUGGUGCAAGCACUCGUCUAAGCAGUACGGUUCGAAAGGAGCCUCUACAAUAACGCGGCCUGGCAGAAGCGGUUUUGCUUCUGCUACGGAACGAGCUACAGGCACGGUUGACUACACUGGAGGAUACCUUCGCUGAACCCUGCAUGCCCGUAUGAGCAACAUAUAGCCAGAUAUAUUCAAGCCCGGUCAGAAACAAGUUCGCUUUCAAAACAGCCUUUAUUCACUCAGUGAGGAAGCUAAGCUGGCCAAGCUGCGAAAGCGCCAGCUUAGGUGCGCUUAGGAAAUUUGAAUGAUAGCCACACGAGUAAUGAAAAGAAACGGUUUGCCCAAAAUAAAGCGUUUCUUCGGAUUAUAGAACACACACUGACUGAAUUAUUAAGCGAUAUUGUUGCGCCUUUCCAGCGACAGUGUGAGCCGCCUAAAGAUGCUGUGACGUCAUCUUUUGGUCCCUUCCUUCUACGAGGCAGCAUUUUUCAGUUUUCCGGUGCAGAGCAAAAAGUUUACGAACCUUAUUUCAGACGCUGUGCGCCGAUCGGCGCACACCGUGUCCUCUUUGUCCUUGCCUAGGUGACGUAGCACGAAAUAAGAGCGCGUCCGUGAACUUGCGGCUAAGCCAGCUUGUCUAGCGCCGAGCACCGAGCACGUCAUUGGUGGCCCCCACAAUUACCAUCCGCCAGUCGCGCGUGCAGUCCGCUCCCCUUUCCGCCGAAAUGUGGCUCGUGUAAUCCAAGUUUUCACUUGUUGCGUCAUAGCAGACGCUCUUUUACACACGCAUACGUCAGUGUCUUAAAGAACCGUCUGCAGACUUUCGUUAAUCUACGCCCGAGGAUCGAGCAAACAGUGCACCGCCUUUGUCGCCGUGCGGCCCGAUACAGCGUCCGUUCUGCCGCGUCAUGGCGCGUUGCUUCGUCAGCUUCGUCGCGUGACGAAGGUGAACUCUGAAUCGCAAGAUGCUCACGCUCAGCGUGGUCGAGUUCGAGGUGACCACGGUCACCGAGAUCGUCGUCCAGCACUCCCGCUCCUCGAGUCGCGCCAGCGGCGUGGAAUCGCCGGCGGCAGCCACCCCGAGCAAGGACUGCGGCGGGAGCGGCUUCGAGCUGAAGCGGCGCUCGGGCGCGUCGUCUUCGGCGACGAUGGACGACCCGUGUGGCGACGGCGACGAGACGCAAGCCAUCCAGUCCCUGGACUCCCUGAACGAGCAGAUCGUGCGCUACGUCCUGAGAUCGCCGGCAGGACCGGACGACAGCUUGGCCGGGGCACCUCAGCAGCGGCCCCAGCCAGAAGAACAGCCGCUGCAGGGAAAGAAGCAGCCGCAGCGCCCCCUUCCGGGCGCCAAUACGCACGAGGCGGGCGUCGGACGGGCAGGCGAGGCGACCGGGACGCUCGUCGGCGGCGGCCAUGAGCAGCAGGUGGCGCUGCAGUCCUCGAUGGCGCUCAUGCGCAGACUGCUGGUGGACGCCCAGGCCAAGUUCCGAAACAUGAUGGACGACAACAAGGCGCUCGCGUCUCGCAUCGACGGCGACCUGCAACAGGCUCAUCAAGAAGUGUCACAGCUGCGUGCCGAGCUGCAGGACACCAACAGCCGCAUCUCCAGCAUGGCCGCCGCCGUGCAGAUACCGUCGGCGACGGCGGGAAGCCCGGCCUUCCUGUGUUCCAACGCCGGCUACGCGUCGCCGUCUCCUCUGUCCUCUUCUGGUGAACCCCCGCCGCCCCCGGCGCCAAUGUCGUCGUCGUGUCCGCCAAACAUUCCUCAGCAGAUCAUACCCAGUCUGCUGAAGUCCUGCCCUCGAUGUCAAGAGGGCCUGCUAGAAGACGGCUACCGAACGGCGGACUCGGAGCCCAAGGCCGCCGUCAGCGUGCAGACGGACGAAGUGACCACGACGACGACCACCACCUCUGGGGCGAACGUGAACGGAGGCGUCCGCGACUCGGUCGAGGAGGACGACGGGGCAGCCGACUGUCUUCCGCUCGAGGAGCGGCUCCAGCGGCUGCAGGAGGACAAGCGGCAGCUCGCGCAGCACAACCUGAACCUGCAGAAGGAGCUGGACGAGCUCAGGGCCGCCCAGGCGAAGCAGAAGCUCUGCGCCCUGGAAGAGCACGACCGGAUGCAAGCGGAACUCAGCAGUGCCAGAGACGCCCUGUCAGCUCUGAAGCAGGACCGCAAGCGGCUGAAGGCGGAGAAGUUCGACCUGCUCAACCAGAUGAAGCAGCUCUACGGCACGCUGGAGGACAAGGAGAAGGAACUGCGGGACUUCAUACGCAACUACGAACAGCGAAUGCACGACAGCGACCACAGCCUCAAGCAGCUGGCGCAGGAGCGAGAGGAGUGCGACCGCGAGCGCUGGAACCUGCUGAAGCACGCUCGCGACGAGGCCGAGCGCAGCGUGGCCCUGCGAGCACAGCUGGGCAUCAAGGAGGCGCACAUCAAGCAGCUCCAGGAACAACUGCAGCAGGUUCAGGAAAAGCUGACGUACCUGUCAGACGUGGAGAGCCUCCAGGGCGUCGCUGGAAGCAGCAAUGGCUUCCAGCAAGGCGCGCUGUCUCGACGAAGCUGCCGCAGUCCUGCUGUUGGAAGCGAGCCGCCCGUGGUCACCCUGGGAUACGACUCCAGCCCCAGCCACCACGCGGCGAGCAGCGGCAGCGGCGCCAUGGACAGCCCCAAGAAGUCGCCGGUGUCGGCGGCCUCGGCGUCCGCGCUGCCGGGCCUCUCGCGAUCCGCCGAGGAGAUCUACCAGAGCAGCGGCUCGUCGGACGCCAGCACGCCCCGGGGCGCCCCCGGAAAGCCCAAGAAGCGCCGAGACGGCCGCUCGCCCUGGGGUUCCAUCUCCCGGGUGUUCCUCAGGGCGCGCCAGAGGAAGGCGCUCGAGCCGGCGCUAUACGGCACCACGACGGGCCCGGAGUCCUCGCCUCAGCACCACAGCCACCACCUGCAGCUCCAGCAGCAGCGGCAACGGUGCUCGUGGUCUCCACAGGGUGGCGCUGGUCCCAGCCUGGGCGGUCCUCCGCUGCUGACGCAAGAGGAGGCGGCCGAGAAGCUCCGCCUACUGGAAGAGGCCCAGGGGACGCCCAUGGAGCGCUGGAAGGCGCCCACGGUGCUCGCCUGGCUGGAGCUUGCGCUCGCCAUGCCUCAGUACGGACCCAUGUGUGCCGAGAACGUCAAGAGCGGCAAGAUCUUGCUGGAGCUUUCCGACGCCGAGCUCGAAGCUGGGCUGGGCAUCACUAACGUCAUGCACAGGAGGAAGCUGCGUCUUGCCAUCGAGGAGCACCGAGAACCCUCUAUAUGCCCGUACCCCAAGAUGUGCCUGGUGACGCACACUUGGGUGUGCGGCGAGUGGCUGUCCAGCCUGGGACUGUCCGCGCACGCGGACAACUUCCGCGCGCAGCUCGUGGACGGCCGAGUCCUGGACACUCUGAGUCGGCGAGACCUCGAGAAGCGCCUGGGGAUGGCGAACCGACACGAGCAGACGUCGCUCCUGCGAGGCGUCCAGCUCCUGCGCGCCCUGCGGUUCGACCUGCGUGCGCUGGCGCACAGGCGGGCGCACUGCCGGCACCUGGACGUGGACCCCCUGGUGUGGACCAACCAGCGAUUCAUCCAGUGGGCCCGGUCCAUCGACCUCGGGGAGUACGCGGAGAACCUGCGCGACAGCGGCGUACACGGCGCCCUCGUGGUGCUGGAGCCUUCGUUCACGGCCGACACGAUGGCCCAGGCGCUGGGCAUUCCCGUCUCCAAGAACAUCAUCCGGCGGCACCUCACCACCGAGCUCGAGAACCUCGUGCAGCCGGCCAGGAUGUCCCUGGAGGCGGAGGCCGUGGUGGAGAGCAAGCGUAGCGGUGAGCGGUUGUCCUCUGCGACGGGCUCCCUGGGCAGGAGCUUCGGCCGCUCCCGGGCACGCUCCUCCGAGAGGGGCGCCUCGGACAAGAGGCGCUCCAGCAUACGGGACUCCCUGGGCCGCGUGCUGGGCUUCAACUCGCUUCCCAAACCCAGCACGAGUGGUCUGGGCUCCUACAACGUCACGACGACAUCGGUGGUAAUGUCGAAGCCUCCUCCGGCGCCGCGAGUCUUUCGGCCCAGCACGCCUCAGCCGCAACCACGACCGCCGCCACCGCAGCAGCACCGGCGGGUGUUCUCCCAAGGAACCAUCGAGACGCUCACUGUGACGCCGGUGUGAAGGACGUCCUCGCCGUGUGCACUGUGUUGUGACAAAAGACUCGCCAAGACAGGACUUGGGAGCGUAUUCAGGAAUGUAGUUGCAUAUAGUGCUUAGAGUUCUCUGUACAACAACUUCCUAUGCCUAUGCGGAGACGCGCGGCUCACGUCGUUCGCAAAUGCCUGCGAAGGAACGUGCACGAAAAGGACGCAGUCCAAUGCCAGCUACGUUGUCGCCAGAAUGAAAGUGAAGGGCUCGAAGAAGAGCAAACGCUGAAGGCAAGCACGAGGCUAAAGUACUACUCGAAGCAUUAGCCAUGAAGAUACAAGCUCACUUAUGGAGUGUCUUCCUAGGUUCGAAUGCGACAAGACUUUCGCCGUUAUUCCAUAGUUCGUGUUGUAGAAUGUUUGACCUGAGGAAGGAAAUGCAAAUUUGAAAUAACGAAUGCGCUUUCCGUUGUAAUUUUGUUUUCUUUUUCUUUCUUCUCUUAUCCCGGAAGUGCAUGCUAAGCUUUCCAACCCAAAGUUGUGAAUUGCGAAGCUCGAAAAGCACAGUGGAAUGUCUGCUCCAUGAAAAAAAAAAAAGUGACCAUUGCGCCACAUCAUUGCAAAAGUCUAGCAUUUAUCACCUCGGGGGCGAAAGGCGGCGAAGAUUUCAGGACAUCUGAGCGUUUACGUCUUGACACCUCUGGGCCGGCCAGCCCAAUUGCACUCACACCCGUUAUUCAGCAUGCAUUUGGUAAAUUGAUCUUACAAUAGAAAACACCCUAUUAAGUACACUUGAACCGUCAGGUUCACAGUUACUGUUAUAGCAGACACACCAGUUGUAGAGUGACACAUCGGGGAAGAUUUCAAUUGCGGCUGCGGGCGCAAUCAGCGUCAUCGCACUAUACAAACGUGUAGAAUCUAGUGUUGGAGGAAACAGUGCCACUUGUAAGCAGCCGGCAGCUGCAAGGCGUCACCUCUGCCACGGGAAAAAAACGUUCGCGUAUGACACAUGCUCAUGCAGUCCCCUCUACAAUGGACCGCACUGAAAACAUGUCGCUGGUAUGCCGACAGUGAUAACAUCAUGCCUUUAAAAUGUAGUCUUCAUUUCCCAAUCUUCCUGAGAAGAGACAAGUUCUCAAUAGCCCUGAAACCGCACAGAAAGUCACGCCUUAUUUGGCACCGAAGCCUGUGCUAAGCGCAAGGGCAAGCAGUCGCACUGCACCCGCAAAAAGAAAGUUUGGGAACGGUUCUUGGUAUACGUUUGUCUUGCUCGUAACUUCCAUUUCUUUUUUGACCAAGCAUUCGAAGAAACCUAUCACAGAAAUAUUAGUAUCCCUACUCAUAUCGAGGAGAUAGGUUGAGAAUGUCCCGCCUUUCAAAUAGACUUGCGUUCGUCGUGGAAAGCGAACAUAGAAAGCGAAACUAUACCUCAGCGAGAAUACGGGGAACCGUAUACCUGACGCACGCAUCGUGUUCUGGUUGUUGGACCGCGUCGUUGCAAGAAGCCGGUCAACUUUGCCGCGACUUCUACUGAGAUGAUUUUCGUGCAUUUUCGCGUCGACGUGCAGGCUAGUUCGCGUCGCGCUUCCCAUUGGUUGUGAAAAAAAGAAGAUACGAGAGGGGAACGAACGAGAACGUGCCCGGUGAAACGUGUUGCGCUGUUUCCCGACGGAAAACUUCAUCGAGCCCGAGCGAGCGUCCACACCUUACCACCAAUUUCUUUCUUUUUUUUUUUUGCCCCUUUGCAUUUACGUGCAUCGAGGUCCACAUGUCUAUUCUAGCAUUCCUUGCGCGGCUAAGCGGAAGCAACCACGAGACACAGCUUCCCUUGGAACAUUGUUGCGACCUAUCUGGUGCACGUUGGGUGUGUGUGUAUUGCUCCUCUCUGUAGUGCGUGUGUACGCGUUUGUGGUGACGGAUCGCGAUUCUUGCUCAAGGUCGUCGGCGUCGCAUGGAGCGGGACUCGUUUACGGACCUGGCACAAUGAAUUCCGACGUUCGUCAAAGUUUGGCAGCACACUCGAUCUGUGCUGUCUCGCUGUCUUCUGUGGGUGGCAGUCUUCGAUGUCAAUAGUGUGUAUGUCAUACUUGCUGUUUAACUACUCUCGUGGAAGUGGAAAAGUGCUGCGUGUAAAACUUUCUUUUUUUUUGCGUCAGUGCUCACUUGGAUGUGAACAUUCUACAGUGCGCUCAAAGAAACAAAGGGAGUGCUGUUAGCUCCUGUUGGUGGGUUAACUGGUUGUUCCAUAUUUACAACUGCGGUCUUCGAUUGUUGUCGUGCGCCCCCAAACCAGCGAAAAGUCCUAACUCUAUAGACGGCAUUCCAACCUGAUAUAGGACAGAACCCAACCGUGCUACGUACAUCUGGGAUCACUACAUCCACACACGCCGAUAUCCAUACGCCCCUCCCACCAGCAUUUCGCCUCCGGGCGCCAUCAUACUGACAUACCAAUACACCGAGUAAAAUUUUGACCUUUGGGGCUUAUCUCGUCACUAAACAAUAACAUUCGAUCGUCCUUGUUGUGUGCGUUUCUAUCCUUUAACGCUCAGCGCCCGCUACAAUUCUGUGAAGAACGCUGUGUAAUGCUGAUACGCCAAUGGCGUUACCUGACGGUACCUGGCGCGCCGUGUUAAUGAAAGGAAAUGCGCGCAUGAUGGAUGGUGAUUACUGUGUGGGGACAAUACAAGCUCCGAAGGACGCAAACGUUUCUCAGAGUGAACGAAACCUGACGGAAUGCAUCCAGGCCGGCAUGCGGAUCACGCCACUGAGCCCAUGGUCUGAGUGAGGGUUUCUCGACGCAUCAAAUGUUUAUAUUUGUCCUCUAAAGGAGCGCGUUAACUGUUCCAAUUGGGCACGUUCGCUCUGCUUGCGGCUAAGCUACGGGAACGUACUCCAUGCAGGAGUACGAGGGCUCUCCCAAAGAUAGAUUUAAAUGUGAGAUGAACACUUACACCCGCAAAGGCGUGGCCUGCACUCUACGCAAGUUUAACAAGUUUAAUAGAGUACUGACACAAACAAUUUGAACAUUGUCCUUUCUAAUGUAAUAAGUAACUAAUGACCCAGUAAUCACGGAAUGAAACAUAAUCUGCAUCAGCACGCGAAGGGUAAUUAUUCGGAGCCUUGUUUGUAGCGACCAGUUCCAGCGUCAUAUUCAGAGGGCUUCGAGAAGCGUAACUUCAUGGGACGUUUUGUAAAGAAAGCUGGUAUAUAGCGUGCUUGCACAAAAGCUUUGACUUUUGCUAGUUGUGUUGCUCCAUCUGCGCGUACACACAGUGCUACGCAAUGUCCUCAUCGUUGUCCUCAUUUUGUCGUCCAGAGGCGACAAUUUUCUGCCAUACUAAUCGUUGCCACGUCGCCUUCGACCGCCGCUCCCACGCGACAAACCUGCCGGAACUUGCUGCUUUGCUUUCAGCAGCUGCCGACAGGCGGUGACACAAGUCUACACUAGCGCCGCCAUUGCAACAACUGGCUUCCUCGUAGACGAAGGCCCAAAUUCGCAUUAAAAGAAAAAAAAACCGGCAAGUGGCAGCGCCAAGUGUAUUGAACCAUCCGGACAGUAAAGUGCGAUCUUCCUGUACAUUUUCAAUAAGAACAAAGCAGAGGCCAGCGUAAAAUCAUUAUUUUUUUUCUUCUGCGCAUAUAAGUGAAACACGCGUGAGUACGACGCAGCCAAGGGUGCGCCACGAGCGACACAGCACCGUAGUGAGUGUAAACCCGGUCCAGGGAAGGGGGAAGCAAAAGAGCGGGCAGCACGCUGUGCUCGGUGCAUGGCAGGCAAAAUGGUCACAAGAACCCGUGACGUAACAUUGCUAUUGCUUAUGCCUCGAAUAUCUACAGGACAUCCCGCAUUCAUGACAACGCAGAGGGAGUGCUGUAUAUUUCGGUUGACUGCCCGCACAUACUUUAAAAUUGAAAUAAGUUUCAAGCUACGCCCGCCACUGAAAUUUCUACUUUCGAAAUUUUGUCACUAUUACUUCAAGAGCAAAAUGAGUAUUGGUAACUUGAGAGCUACGCCUUUUCCUCGUACUCUCCGAUGUAGCACGUUUACACCGAGUAGGCGCAAGCAGAGUAAACAUACUCCAUUCGGGAAUAUAAGAAAUCAUGGAAGUUGGAGUUAAAUAUGGCACUUUCGCGUAAUAGGAGUUAGCAGCACUGCGUAAUCUUAGGAGCGCUCGGCAAGUCGUUUGAAGCAGGUCAUUUAGUGUGAGUUUUCAGUUAUAGUAUUAAUUUUCUUUUCCGCUGAGCAUGUGUGAGAUGCUGGAUGCAUUCGCUUUUUAUUUUUAUUUAUUAUUUUUUUGCGAGAAAGGUGUUGUCUCAUCUUAUGUGUAAUUUAUGCUGCAUCAUCUUGUUUUGUGACGUUUUAUUCUGUGCAACUUACCAGAAAAAAAAAAGAACAGGCAAGUAGGGCGUAAUGCGUUUGGUUACAGCAUAAGACCAAAACAUGCAAAAUCUAAAUUAGAAAAAUUGGGCAGCAGCACAUUUUUUGUUGUCGUUGUUGCUGCUGUUGAAACACUGCAAUUCCAACAAAUUCUGGUGAAUCGUUGACCUAACGCUACUGAAAUACAGAUAUAACAAUCUUCUUUCUAUUCAAACUUUUGUAUUUCAUUUGCGUCAGCAUAAGUUGACGUCGUUAGCAUGCCUGUUAUUUACGCAUGUUUCAAGACUGCACUUGGUAAAGCUAUCUAGUAAACGCGAUGUCUAAUUGAAAAAUUUCUGAAAACGCAAAGCAUCACCUGCACAACUAUUUACCAGGAAAUGUUGUGCUCAUUUUGAGUUAUUUGCCAACUGACUCUUAUAUUUUCUGGCGGCUUACAGUAACUUAGCAUCCCGAUAUGCGCUGCUUUAGAUAUAAAUUAUGCGUUAUAUAGAUAUUGUACAUGUACAAAUAUAUAUUUAUAAGAAUACAUAUACUAUUAAAAGCCAGAGGUGUAUAAAUUUUAUUAGCUAUUCUCCUUUUUUUCUACCAGUUGCUAAAAUAUCGUAAGGUGCUGCAAUUAAUGAGCAGGCUUAAUUGAGUGAUCAAUAAUUUCAACGAAAAAAAAAUCUCAGACACCCAGCGUCUUCUGGUCAGUGAAAGAUAAUUAGGUAAAUUGCAUUUAUGUCUACAGUUUAAUCUGUUGAUAGUUUAAUCUGUCUGUAGAUUAAACUAUCCCGUCACGCCAAACGAGACGACAUAUAACGUCAGCUGGGAGGUGUAUCUUCACAAAACGUGGAAAAGCAUCGCAAAACAGAAAAGAAGGUCUGUACCGCACGUAGCACAUGAGGCCAUCUACAAGCCGGCACUGCUAUUUUUCGCCUGUUGGCUGUUGUUGGCAAUGGCUGUUGUUCGAAUGCGCUCAUUUGCUCUGUAGACCACUCGCACAGUGAGGUCAACGUUUCACACUAGAUUCCUAAGUGAGACGGCAUCCGUUUGCAUUGCGCAUUAGAAAAGCGCCCUAAGGGGAUCCGAACUGUGAGUUCCGGCUCACGUAGGCGGUUCUGCCGAGUAAUUCGUCAGUCAUAUAUUGUAGAUGUGUGCGCGAGAUAUGUAUGUACAGAAGACAGCGGAAAUAAUUAUGAAACCAGCGCGCGCACCGUGCCAAAAUGUAUAAAGGCUUCCGAUUAUACCUGCAACGCAUAGAGGAUCAGUACGUUAAUUGUGCGCAGUGUGAAUGUUACUUCACGAGCAAGCUAGCGGCCUCGCACUGAAAGGACACACCGAUUAUUGUCUCUCGUAUGUGAUACCGAGCAAUGCACAUGCACGCGCGAUGGUUUCGUUGUCGAACGGUGGGGCUCGCUCGCCGUAGUCUACUUACACGAUGUCGUUUACAAGAAGGCGAGGUGACGGUUGUUAGUAUCAGGUGUUUGCUUAACUGCAGGUUCUGUUACAGAUUUUGAAAAGCUGAGAGCAUUUCUGAGUAGCAUUUAUAGAGUUCCGCGUCGUCAUCUCGCAAGAGGUAAGGGAGCUGAAGUAUUCGUGAUUUUGUGGAAAGAGUGCCCGUCGCACAUGACGUUCGUGGACAACUAAUCUGCAUUUAAGUGCAAACUCCGAAAAGUGAGAGCACAUCUUAUGGAGAAAUCGUCGAGCUAAGACUUGUGUAUUCCUAGAACUUAGGCAUAGGACAUCUUCUUUUUUUUUGUUUCUGUGUGUCACACUUGAAGCUUGAAUGCGUGGCUAUCGCUUGCAGUGUCUACAGAGGCUGUAUACCAUGUCUACCGAGUGUGCUGCCGUAAGGCUUCUGUGUCGUAUCUAUGUGCGCUUGGUGAUGGUGAAUCAGAAUGUCAUUCCGGCGUCGACGAAAAAGCGCAGUGGCCUUGUUUUGGUAUCAGAAAUGCCGCCUUUAAAGCUGUGCUAGCUGUUUUAAAUCUUCUUUAGAGCGCAAUAUUAGGCGCCCGUUGCUGCGGCGAGCGUCGGCGUUCCCGGCGUGACCGAGCGAACGAGAACAGGGACAGACGGCAGAUGAAAAAAGCGGUGAGAGACAAGAGGCGCGAGGUGGAAAGGGAAGAGGAGGGUGAAGCGGAACCAGGAGGCGGAAAGCGGAGGAGGGUAUGGCGAAAGAGUGAGAAGAAAAGCGUAGUGCGGCGACGGCGGCUACGAGAUGGCGCCAGAGUCGCGCGCGCCGUCUGGGAGGUUUGUCGGCGGCGGUUUCUGUGAAUCGCGCCCACGCGUCACCCACGCGCUGGCCCCACCCACGGGCUGUCGCGAUUUCCAAUUUAGCGAUGCAGUGGCGUUGCAUUUCGCCCCGUUUGCAACGUCCCGCUCGAGACCGUUUGCCCACGCCAGCCAAUUAUUCGCGCAAUGAAAACACGUAUAGAGCUGCGCCCAAAUUUGUCAUUAGGGAGCAUAGCAGUCGUCGGCGAAUUUUUUUCUGCUACAAAAAAAAUCACCGUUCUGUAAUUGUUUUGUGCAUGGUGUGCAAAAGUACUCGGCUCAUACUGUUUUCUUUUUCGUUGAGGCAGCUGGGAAAGUGAUCCGCACUUUGAAUAAAAUAUUUACAGUAUGCCACGAAUUCACAGGGAAAGAACAUCUCACACUGUGUGUUCUUUUCGGAGCAGUAACAGCGUCAGUUAACAGUGCCGGCGUAUUGUCUUCGGCUAUCUCCAGGUUCUUGAUCCGCCUUCAUACUAUAGCAAGUGCCGCACCCUCGGCUCGAGAAAACGUCAAAGUCAAUGCCGUUGCAAAAACAGCAAUGCAUGAGUCGUAAAUAUAUACCAGUCGUAGAACUUUCCUUCGUGCAUCCUCCAUUACUGCCCGAUUUCACCACCAAUUUAAAACUGUGAACAAAAAAGAGAGAAAAAAAAACGACCAUAUAUGCGGUUCGUUCAUUGCGCAAAAUUGCUGACUGGCUUUGCGAAAUGAAAACCAUGAGCGCAAAAAAUGCCCCAAUGCGUCGAGGAGUCUCUCCGAAGCUCGUCUUUAUUUUAUUUUAACCGAUGUAGUUGCGUGAAGUACUGUAAGCAUUGUGCUGCUUUUAGUCGAUAUUCCCGUGGGACAACUAGCUGCAGCAGCUGGAUAAAUGCGGGGACCCGAUUCAGCGUGCUAGAUCUUGUUUGAGUAAUGCAAAAGGCCUGAUCUCCAAGCGCGAACUGUAAGCGUGAUCUUACUACUGGCUUCACGCAUAUGCUUUAAGCUCGAGCCAGCUGCGAUUCCUCGGACAGGGAACUCAUAUGAUUCGCUAUCUCACGAUGGAUCAGACUUUCGUGUAGCGUUGUCCAAACUAACAAUAUUUGCGAUUCUAUUAUACAGCUUUUGUUAACGAAAAAGUUGUUCAAGAUUUAUCUUAACAGAAAGGACUCGAUAAUUCCAUGAGCUGAAAAAAAAAAAAAGCCGUGUGUGCUCUAAGCGAUACCACUGCGUCCGAGUCCUCCAACGGCCUGUAAUUGUGUCCACUGACAACUCAGAUAUGAUGAGUCUUCUUCCCUGCCGCGGAACGCAGGAUUGACACGCGUGUUUUAUCUUUGGAUGAUGCUCUUGCUGUGUGUAUUGUUGACACGGGUGCAGAUGUGUUCUAUGUAUACAUGUACGUAAACGUGCAUAUCAGCCUGACUACCGGAGCACGCGUUCAGUACGGUUGUAUACCACUUGUUGGCUCUUGUGGAUCAUAUGUUGACUGUUGAAAGGAUUAAUGUAGGCAGUGAGAAACAGUGCCCAGAUGCCCGGUGCUAUGCAUACCGAUUAAAAAAAAUGAAGAACCUGUAUACGAGUUGUGUUUCGAGACACCUAUCGCUCGCGCGAGUUGAGCGGAAUAAAUGUGUUGAAGCGUC
Dermacentor andersoni is the source of this 14662-nucleotide messenger RNA. RefSeq names its product liprin protein kazrin (gene Liprin-gamma). The record is from RefSeq and is a predicted model, not a curated record. Lineage: Eukaryota; Metazoa; Arthropoda; Arachnida; Ixodida; Ixodidae. Gene Ontology annotation, molecular function: protein binding.